GGGUUUCAUCAGCUCCCCGCGCAACAACCUGAUCAGCCCGGUGGAUUCCCAUAGGAACGGUUGCCCCUCACACAUCAGAAACCGAAGGGAUAUCUGCUCCUGUCUCCCUGGCCAAGGAGACUCUGCAUCACUGAUCGCUCGAUCUCCAAGCGCAUAUCCGUGCUAUGGAAAGACACGUUACACGCAUUUGAUGCCAGCCGUCAUUGCGAGCAACUCUUGCCCUUUUUGAUCACCUGCACGAACCAUCACGUCGCACACAACACCCCCUUGACUAUCCUCUUCUUCCCGACUGGUCCCAGCCUUUUGGUUUGACGACUAUUCUUAUAUCCGGCAUCUCGUAGUUCCUCAGCAAUAGGAAACAUCCAAUUUCUUCUCCAUACUCGAUUCUCGUCCACCUUGUCUCAUCGUCCCGAACAAUGGCACGCACCGAAGAACCGCUUGAUGCCCCCGAUGGCUCCGCUUUGACAUGGAUUUUCGACCAUUGUCUUCGGUACCCUGGUACCUACGAGAUCCCGUUGCGUUCCAUGUAUGCGUUGAAUUGCAACCCCACCAGACAACAGCCAUCCUCAACUACCCGCCAGCCUGAAACAGCCUUCCACCGCCCGACCAAUUCGUCCUCUUCUCAAGACUCGAUGGAUCUCGCUGCUGAUUUCCGGGCUCAAUUGAGCCACCAGAUCUCCCGUCUGCCCUCGCAGCCAUGCAACCUGCCUCCCAGCUUCGUCACCUCCUUUGUGCGUCGCUGCUUCACCCCUCAAUUGGUAGAGGUCGAUUUCCCUCAGGCAUUGACCGCCUUGGACUACCUCAAAGAUUUCGAAAUCCGCCGUCGGAAGGAGGUUGCUGCCGCUUUGCAGCGACUGGGUGUCGAGCCGGAGGAUGUGAAGGAGUCGUCCGAGUUCGCCAAAAAGUACCCUGGUGCGAUCACCUGGCUCGAGUCCCUCAACUCUCGCGGUCGCCGCAUCGAGGCUCUCUACACCCAAGUCUAUGUUGGCUUGCGUCGCUGGACUCUGAUCAACGAGAUGUUGAUGGAACCUUUUAACAAGGCCAAUUGCAUCGCAAUGCUCAACACAUUGUUCCCCCCGGUUACCGACGCAACUGUACCUCCGACCUCGUACCUGACGCCUGACCAUCUGAGGUCUCAGCGCGAUGGUUUCUUCAGGUACAUUGCGGCUGUGGGGCGCAACGGCCCGGAAGUGCUCAACGAGAUCAUCGUUCAGGGCGCACUGCCCGGCGAUGAUAAUGGCUGGCCUGUAGUCCGGGAUGUUCUCGAUCGCUACCUUCGUGCGGCCUUGGACAUUUACGAUGACUGUAGCACGGUCACUGGGCUCGCCAGUUUUGAAGAGAGUACUGAAUCUCAGACCCGUGGUCACAAAGGCCGCAAGGUUGACUCCGGAAUCAGUUUCGGCUCCGCGGAGAAGAUUCUCGCCGCCGGGGGCGAGAGCAGCAAGGAAGUCGAGGAUAUUCUCGAGAAACCUCUGCCUCCACCUCCCACGACCAGGCAUAAAUCGGGCUCUGCGUUGGAGCGGCUGACUCGCGAGCUUCGCAAGCUGGGCGAAUCCGGCAAGGUCAAAAGUCUCAAGAAGAUGAGAUCCACGAGUGCUCUAGCGGUGCGGUCUGAAAACGUGCCCAGUCGGUCGGAAGAAGAGUCACUCUUUGAGAUUGAUGAAAUGAAACGCCGGCGGCUCCUGUGGGAAGCCUCCAACCGCAAGAAAGCCCAUUCGAAGCAGUCGAGCACGGACUCGCGUUAAGGCUCUUGUUGCAGUACUACUACUUGUUCACACACUUAUUUUCUCUUUCAUUUUAGCGUUUUACCACAUGCUUUUCCCCCACACCAAAAGCAGGAAAGACAAAAGCCUGGAUGCUUUCAUUACUGGUACAUGUUUGGAGUCUAUCAGGUUAGUCAUGUUGGCGUUUUCAAGACGGU
This is a messenger RNA of Aspergillus aculeatinus CBS 121060, 1921 nucleotides long. RefSeq lists its product as uncharacterized. NCBI's taxonomy places the organism in Eukaryota, Fungi, Ascomycota, Eurotiomycetes, Eurotiales, Aspergillaceae. The coding region runs from base 417 to 1745 and encodes 442 amino acids. The record is from RefSeq and is a predicted model, not a curated record. The transcript is spliced from 2 exons.